AUGGCUGACCCAUUCGCUGACAUCCUCGGGCAUGGCUUCAGGGAUUGGCAGAGGCCUGACCUCGGCAUUGAUGUAAUCCGCCAGGCUGCACCCGAUGUUCAGCACUUGAUUCUGUACUGGUCCGGAAACCAAGCCGUCUUGCGCGGGUGGGCUUCUGAGGAGGGGAUCCCACGUCUCUGUACUCCGGCAGACAAGUCUGAGUUGAAGACCGUAACAAUCCAAGCAGCUCCUGGACUGGAGUCAACUGAACGGAUGAGACGAUCUUUUGCCGCCUUCACCCGCAGCAUUGAGCAGCGCAUCAAGGACAAGUCAGCACGGCCAACCAUCAUACCAGAGUUUCAAACAUCGGGACUUCGCUGUUGGCCAUUAUCCUCCAUGGGAAAUGGCGGCUACCUUGGCGGUGAGGGACCCUUGGAGGUGGUACAUCGCGACAAGUGGAUGGAGGCCAUGGACCGAUUCCGCGGUGCCCUUCAACGAGUUCACGACAGUCUUCCAGAAAUGCAUCGCCGGCCAGAAAGGGUCAAAGUGGCGUUAAUAGAUGAUGGAGUGCGACUAGACAAGCUCUCCGUGUACUUUGGCCAGAUGGUCGAAGCCUCGGGCCUAAGCUACUAUCCUCGCGGAAAACACACAGAGGAACCCUGGCAUAACUCGACCCACGGGCACGGAACGGUAAUGGCCAACAUGAUAGCACGCAUCAACCCGUGGGUAUCGCUGUGUGUAAUGCGCGUGCAUGACAUCCCCUCGAGGGAUGGGAAUCGCAUGAUCACUCCUCGAAGUGCCGCAAUGGCUAUCCGGGCUGCAAUUGGGCGCAAAGUCAACAUCAUUUCCAUGUCUUGGACUAUCUUAGCCAAGAGCAAAGAUAAUGCGUCUGGUAUUCAUUCCAGUGAUGAUACAGGAAAAUCUGAAGAAGAUCCCGACCUUGAGGAUCUAAGGGCCGCCAUCGGAGAGGCAGUCGAGGCAAAGAUUCUCAUCUUCUGUUCAGCCAACGACGACAUCAGUUUGAAAGUAACGGACUUCCUGCCUUACCAGAAGGCCCCUAAAUACAUAUUCCGCAUUGGGGCAGCAGAUCAACACGGAAAACCAGAUAAUGUCUCGGAGGACUUCAAAGCAAUGAACUUCUACCUCCCAGGAAAUAAGGUGGCCGAGACCGAAAACCCAAACGCCACAACACCGAUCUCGUAUCAUACUGGGGCAUCCGUGUCCACGGCGCUGGCAGCCGGAAUGGCGUCAUUGAUAAUAUACUGUGCCACCCUCGGGAAGGUAUACUACGAUUCGAUCGGCAACAAGCAACGUGCCGAAGAGUUCGCCCGGAAGCGGGACGGGCUCAAAGAGCGGAAUCAUAUGGAGACUGCCUUUCAAAGCAUCAAGUUCCCUGGGUGGAUUGGACCGAAAUUCCCGCCUGUUUGGGGAUUAUUUGGGGAUGCGACUGCUUCAAUAGCCGGGACUGAAGAAGAUAGAGUCAGGCUGGAGGCGUUGACAACCCUAGUACAUACACUAUCCUCAGGUAUCCGGUAG
This is a messenger RNA of Penicillium cataractarum, 1515 nucleotides long. RefSeq names its product S8 family peptidase. The coding region runs from base 1 to 1515 and encodes 504 amino acids. Gene Ontology annotation, molecular function: serine-type endopeptidase activity. The record is from RefSeq and is a predicted model, not a curated record. NCBI's taxonomy places the organism in Eukaryota, Fungi, Ascomycota, Eurotiomycetes, Eurotiales, Aspergillaceae. The transcript has 2 exons. Gene Ontology annotation, biological process: proteolysis.